Monoraphidium neglectum is the source of this 318-nucleotide messenger RNA. RefSeq lists its product as hypothetical. The record is from RefSeq and is a predicted model, not a curated record. Lineage: Eukaryota; Viridiplantae; Chlorophyta; Chlorophyceae; Sphaeropleales; Selenastraceae. The transcript has 4 exons. The coding region runs from base 1 to 318 and encodes 105 amino acids.
AUGGAGUCCAUCAAGAACGCCGCCAACAAGGUCCAGGAGUCCGUGGCCGGCCUGGCCAACAAGGCGGGCGAGUCUGCCCAGCAGACCAAGGACCGCGCCGCCGAGGCCGCCCACGAGACGCAGCACCGCGCCGGCGAGACGCUGGAGCAGGCCAAGCACAACGCGCAGCACACCGCUGACCGCGCCGGCAACCAGCACGAGUCCGCCACCAACAAGGCGUCCCAUGCCCUUGACAACGCCAGCAACCAGGCCUCCGCUACGGCUGACAAGGCUAAGCACAACGUGCAGGGCGUUAUCGACAACGUGCGCAAGCAGUAG